AUGGGAACACUUGCAACUCUCUAUGGCUUAGCUCGCCUUAACAAAAGGAAACCUUUUCUACAAUUAUAUACUGCAAACUUCCUCAGGCAAUAUUUUCAAAUAAACUUACCUGUAACUCUUAAGCUUUGGGAGAAAAACAAGAAACUUUCGUACCAUAACAUCGGUACAUUCAUACAAUCGAGGGAUGUAACAUUGGCCAAAGAUGUUGUUAUUUUGAGAGGAUAUAAAUUCCCGAAUUCACCAACAUUUUACGAUUUUGUGAGAUAUGAGAUUAAAGAACAGUUUCGGUUCAUUGAUUCAAUAGAUGAAUAUGCUGAGUCAGUGUUACAUCAAAUACAACAGACAAGGUCAGUAGAGACGUUUAUAGGAAUUCAUGUGAGAAGAACAGAUAUGGUAAAAGUAAUGAAACGUCACAAAUCUUUUCUUCCAGGAAGUGAAUAUUUCAAUAAGUCUAUGGAUUAUUUUCUUUCUAGAUAUCAAAAUGUGGCUUUUGUGGUCGCUAGUGAUGACCGGAAAUGGUGCCAAGAAAACCUGAUACACCCUAAUCUUGUUAUAGCUCCACAUCCUCCGUCUCCUGCUCAUGAUAUGGCAGUCUUGUCCAAGUGUAAUCAUAGUAUUAUCACUGUAGGCACAUUUGGAACAUGGGCUGCAUACCUAGCUGGAGGAGAAACUAUCUACUUUAAGGCUUUUCCACCGAAACAUCCAUAUCUUAAGUCAUAUCCGUAUGAAUACAUGUAUCUCCCUGAAUGGACAGGCAUGUCGUGA
Messenger RNA from Limulus polyphemus (Atlantic horseshoe crab), 765 nucleotides. Its product is annotated as galactoside 2-alpha-L-fucosyltransferase 2-like. The transcript has a single exon. Gene Ontology annotation, biological process: carbohydrate metabolic process. Gene Ontology annotation, cellular component: membrane. Bases 1 to 765 code for a protein of 254 amino acids. Gene Ontology annotation, molecular function: galactoside 2-alpha-L-fucosyltransferase activity. The record is from RefSeq and is a predicted model, not a curated record. Lineage: Eukaryota; Metazoa; Arthropoda; Merostomata; Xiphosura; Limulidae.